AUGUUACUAGACCUUGACUUGCUCAACAAUGGACUAGAAAAUGUUUUUGUUAUAGACUCCAAAGAUCUUGACCUCAAUGUUCACAAACGUGUUAAACGUGAUUUAGGGUUGGCCGACACAGACAAAACUGAAGCAACAAAAACUACCGCUGAGAACGAAAAUAUGGAGGCAAAAGAACAACAACAAGAAAAACUUCAAAGUGUAACUCACUCAAAUAAAUUGGAUGAAUCAAAAGUUGUUAAAUACUCAUCUAAAUUCUCUUCAAAUGCCGAUGAAACUAUGCUACAAAUAGAGAGUUUGGUAAAGGAAUUGUAUGGUCCCGAGGUAAGAGCCUCUAGCACAGACGAUUUAAUGGAACUAAUGCAAACAAAAGUAACUCAAGAAUUAAAACUCUCAAAAAUGGUAUUGGAGCAACAUAAAACAGAGACCACAGAGGCUGCUGAUGAUUCAACAACUUUAAAAUCUAAUGAAAAUACUGAAAGUAGUAGGGUACAUUUAGAUAUUCCUACAAAUUUAGAAACUCUUAAUAGUCUCUCAAAUCAAGAAGCUUUUACUGAACGUUUUGUUGAAACUCUUGAAGAUUCUAAUCCAACAAACAAUUUGCAGGAAUCUUCAGAUCUGGACAAUGAUAAAUCAGAGAAAGACCAAAUAAAAACCACCAAUUAUCCAGAAACUCAAACAGAAAUCCUUAAAUUUUCCCGAGAACCGGAAGAUUUGGAAUAUCUAGAUACUGGUGACAAUGUAGCGGCGGAAUCUACACGCACCAUAAGACAAUUAAGACCUUAUACUGGACGUUCCAGGGCUCAAUGGUUGGGAGGAGCAGCGGCGGGCACCAACUAUCGCUCUAUAGAUUCUAAUCCUUUUCAACAACAACCUCAGUCUCAGUCAUAUUCAUUUGGAGCCUUCAAUCCCUAUCUCUCACCUCCUGCUACACCCACAUAUGCAGCUCUCAACUCGGUUAAUGCCCAGUAUAAACCCAAUACAUUUCAGCAAAGUUUUCCUCAAAACGGCAACUACAAACAGCAAAAACCCAAAGUUGUCUAUACAGGUUAUAACUUAUCUUUACCUCCUCCAAAAACCACAACUAGCGACAAUGAUUUCCGACCAGUAGUGGGUAAAUAUUACAGCACUGCAUCGACUAGCACCACCGGCAGACCUUCGUAUCUGAAAAAUACCGAUUUACUGCCUUAUAUCUUGAAAUCUCUGCAGGAACUGAAGGAACAACGUAAGAAACUGCAGGCUGAAAAUUACAGUUAUUUCCAUUUGGACAAUCAACAAACUACCCUAAGACCCUUAAACGACUACAAAUCUACCACGCAGAAAGUUACGCCCAAUUCGCAUUUCUCGCAAAUCAGCACUGUGGGAGGAUUUUACAAUAAUAAACAUUUCCAGCAGCAACCAAACAAACACUAUCAAAAUAAUAAUCCCUAUAUUAGCAAUAUUAUACCUACCACCACGGAAAGCAAUUAUUUCCAAUACAAUUUAAUAGGCAAUCAACAAAUGAAGAAUUUCUACAGCACUCUAAAGCCACAAAGUAGCAGUUUUGAUUUUACCACGCCCUCGCCCAUAAAUUCCAAUUUUAAUAUUAUAAAUCCUCCCAAGUUGCAACAGGGAAAUUAUGUAGACUUUGGUAAAUUUUCGAAUGGUCUUAGUUACAGCAAUACCUCUUCGACUAUACCAGAAUCGUAUCAAACUUUUGGUACGCCUCUCUCCACCACCGUUAGAGCAAAACCUUUACAUGAAUCAUCCUCCAAUAAUCCUCUUAAACUACAAUUUAAUCUACCCGAUUUUCUUACAAAUCUACAAACUAAAGAUAUGGCCCAUCUCAAUCCAGCUGUGGCCGAUAUGCUGAAUUAUUUUAAGGCUGUUAAUAAGCCAUUGGAUGCCUCGAAAGGUGGUAUAUUGGCUACCAAAAUUAAAUCUUCUCAGCCUGUUUUACAUAUAAAUGAAAUACAUCCGAAACCUAUUAGUUCCACCAAAAGACCCAUUAAAGGCUAUGAAAGUUUCCUUAAUAGUUUGAAUAAACCCAGCACUACAAAAACCAGCACUAACAAGCCUUUCUCUGCCACAUUAAACCAAGAAGAAUAUUAUGAUGAAUAUGAGGAGGAAGAAAAUGAAUCCGCCGGCAAUGAUGCUGAUGAAGAUGUUCAGCCACCCUCAGAAAUGCCUCCCUAUAUGCCAAUGACAGAGACCAUGGCUCCUCCAAGAUCACAAAUGAUGCCUGGUCCCAAGCCCACCGAUAACCCGAACAACAAAAAUCAACAAAACUACAAUACCGGCUACUUCCCAGCUACCACAACUAGAAGACCUUUAUUCAAGCCUAAUUUUGAACAAUUCUAUCAACCGCAAACCAAUACCCAGGCCAAUCCUAAUCAAAUACCCUCAUUCAUCAAUUUUCCCUCCGACUAUUUCCAAGAAAUCAAACAAAAACUGCCCACAAGACAACAAACUGCACAAAUACCUCAACUUAGUGUUAAGCCAACGAUCUCAACAACAACAACACGACUGACCUCUACAACCACGGCACGUAUAACCUCUAGCUCCUCCACGACCACUACCACAACUCCACGACCCAUGACUACUACAGCUACUACGCCCCGCAUGCGUUAUACAAUACGACCAAAUCGUUUUCGCGGACAAAACAGAUGGCAAUCGUCGGUGAAUAAUAGCAACACUAAUAGUAAUACGAACAACAACAGUACGGCCAUUAAAACUUUGACCUUAGACUUGAAGGAAAACCCUUUGAUCUUAAGAAAACGUCCCACAUCAUUGGCUUCUAGUAGUAUGGGCUCCAAUACGGGAACUGGCAGCAAUAUGGACUCUAACGGACAAAAUCACAGCAACAGGUACAGUGUGUUAAAAAACCAAAAUAAUACUAUAUGUCUUUAAAAAAAACUACAACAAUCAAUCAAAAAGAAAAAAAAGAAACUAAUUGUGUUUUUAACCCUGUUCCCUAUUUUUUAUAUGUGUGGGGGAAAGGUUUUAUUUAACUCGUUCCUUCCUGUUUACCCUAAAACAGUGAUGUUUGAACCCA
This is a messenger RNA of Calliphora vicina (urban bluebottle blowfly), 3034 nucleotides long. Its product is annotated as probable serine/threonine-protein kinase DDB_G0282963. Lineage: Eukaryota; Metazoa; Arthropoda; Insecta; Diptera; Calliphoridae. The record is from RefSeq and is a predicted model, not a curated record. The transcript has a single exon. Bases 1 to 2889 code for a protein of 962 amino acids.